AUGACAUACUCACGCACCUCCCUCCGGCGCCUCGGCCAACUCUCAUCGCAUCUGGCCCGGCCGUCCAGUUCAGCUGCGACCACGGCAACCGGGCAUAAUGUAUAUGUUUCGCCCGCCGUGACGCUGUCGUCAAUCCCGCCCGUCCCGUCUCACGUAGAUAAUCUCCGGGCCGCCAUGGUGUCGCGCCCGGAAAACCUAACCUACGACAUCCUCUCGCCCAUGCCAAGUCAUCUGCUCAAUAUCGCCCUAUCUGACUAUUUGCCGCCGGCGGCCCUGCCCCCCUCCUCCAUCCAGUCCGAUGGUGGCGGCCACGCCCUCCCCGAGGCAUACCACCUUGUCCACUUCCCGCUGCAGCUCCCGCCCUCGCUGCUGGUCCCAGACGGGACGGACCCUUACUGCCUGCCCGGGGCGCCGUUCGAACGGCGCAUGUGGGCUGGCGGCCGGAUCGUCUGGCACACGCCACUGCACACGCGGGGCCAGCGGGCGGUUUGCCGGGAGCGCAUCGAGGACGUCAGCAUCCGGCACUACAAGGGCGACGAGAAGAUCUUCGUCGACGUAGAGCGGCGGUAUGGCGACGAUGGCUUUGUCGACGGCCAGGAGGCCAUCACGGAGAUCCGGACACUGGUGUUCCUGAAGAAUCAGAGCGCCGAGGAGGCCAAGGCCGGGGCAGCGGUCACGGAUCGGAGGCCGAUCAGAGCUCCAAAAGACCCAAGUUUCUCCCACACCCUGACGCCAACGCCAUCACUACUCUUUAACUACAGCGCACUGAGCUACAACGCGCACCAAAUCCACCUCAACCCCCAGUAUUGCCGUGAGGUUGAGGGUCACCGGGACUUGUUGGUCCACGGACCCCUGUCUUUGACGCUAAUGCUCGCCGUGGUGCGCUCACAGCUGACCAUCACCGGCGAGAGGAUAAAGAGCAUCGACUACCGGAAUGUGGCACCGCUGUAUGUGGGCGAGCCAUUGACGGUGUGCGUCAAGCCUGCAUCCGGUACUGCGGCAGGGACAGACGGGAAGAAGUGGAACGUCUGGGUUGAGAACAAGGAUGGGGAUUUGAGCGUCAAGGGAACUGUGGUUGUUGGGCCUGCAUGA
Messenger RNA from Neoarthrinium moseri, 1092 nucleotides. RefSeq lists its product as uncharacterized. Gene Ontology annotation, molecular function: (3R)-hydroxyacyl-[acyl-carrier-protein] dehydratase activity. The transcript has 2 exons. Gene Ontology annotation, cellular component: mitochondrion. Bases 1 to 1092 code for a protein of 363 amino acids. The record is from RefSeq and is a predicted model, not a curated record. NCBI's taxonomy places the organism in Eukaryota, Fungi, Ascomycota, Sordariomycetes, Amphisphaeriales, Apiosporaceae.